This is a messenger RNA of Kwoniella botswanensis, 309 nucleotides long. RefSeq lists its product as uncharacterized. The record is from RefSeq and is a predicted model, not a curated record. The coding region runs from base 1 to 309 and encodes 102 amino acids. Lineage: Eukaryota; Fungi; Basidiomycota; Tremellomycetes; Tremellales; Cryptococcaceae. The transcript has a single exon.
AUGUCGAGGAACGAAGCUUCACUUGACACAACCGACAAGUUCCCUCUUAUCAUAAGUGUGAUGAAAGGCACGAACAACAACUCUCAAUCCUCUACAGCUACCACUACAACUACAGCUACAGCUACGUCCACCAGCGAUGACAGAACUGGAAAUGGAAUUUAUCAACAAUCGAAUGACACUCAAGUUACAGUCAUCGAAUAUGGAGGUUCAGGUUUAGGUGAACGAUCAGAAAUGUAUAAAAAUCCUGCUGCCAACGAAUCUGCCAUUACCGUACACCAUGUUGGAUCUACUUCAGCUGGUGAGAAAUGA